AUGCCUACGAAAAAGGUGAAGGACAGUGAGCGGCGGCGAUGCGCCAGGGCGUGCACAAACUGCAAACGACGCAAGGAGCGCUGCGACGGAAGACAACCUUGUCGGCGCUGCAUAGAGAGGGGGGCCGUCUCAGAAUGCAGUCUGAGGCCCCCUCGGCGCUCUUUCUCUGUGGCUUCCGCUCUGCCACCAAGUCCGUUGUCCGAGUGUUCAGACCCUCGAUCUACAACCAUCGAGUCUACGAAUGGUUCGCUGUCAAACGAUGCCGAUGGACCAGCUCAUGGCCUUCAGCAUGAGAUGGCACUGCGGUUCCCUCAUUUCUCGAGGCUGAUAAAGGAUGACAGAGGCACCUUCAUGUUCAUUGGCGACUCUGCCAACCACAGCUUCCUUCAGAACGUCCGCCGGAUUGUUCGCAGGCACGUGGGUGAUUGCAUCUUCGUCAAUGAUCCGCUACGCCAUCACAUGGUUGAGGCAUGUCCAAGCAAAGGCCACAAUAUGAUACUCGACAAUGGUACGGCACCGCCACCAAAACCAACCGAGGAUGAAGCAAGGACUUUGGUUCUGUGGUAUCGACAAGCUACGCAUUCCAUCCUCGAGCUUGCCACAUAUUCCUUGAUACUCGCCAUUGGUGCUCAGGCGUGUCCUGAAGACUACGACGAAACAGCGGAGAAGCACUUCAACUACGGCCGAUAUGUGACGCUGGCUACUCUCAUGGACGACCCCAGCAUUGCCACCACUCAAUGCCAUGUUCUCAUAGCCAUGUAUCUCCUGGCCCAGUCACGCAGAAACGCUGCCUUCAUGUACUUAGGGAUAGCCGUGCGUGGCGCUUAUGCACUGGGUCUACACAGAGAAGAUGUUUCUGCGCUGUAUGAUACGGCCGAAUACACGACCCGAGAACGUUUGUGGAAAGGUAUCAGGACUCUGGAUCUCUUUAUGAGUGCUUCACUCGGUAGGCCUCCGGCGACCCUGGAGACUCGGGACACUUCAUCGAAAGAGCACUAUUCAGCUAUGAACGACUUGUCCUUCAUAUUUGAGAACAUCUUGACCGAGGUGUAUGCCAAACGGAAGAUCACAACAGAGUGUUUGACGAAGAUCAGCGAGCUUCAUCGCAGCUGGGCCGCCAGAUUCAGUAGUGGCCAGAGCGUGGAGGGCAUUGACAUACAUGCUCAUAAAGGGACACCGAGAAAUCAAGAGAUGGCACCAAAUAUUGGACAAAUCCACCUCAAAGAGGCAUACUAUUGGACGAUCAUGCUGCUAUCUCGGCCAUUUCUCAUCGACUACGUUUCUUCAGUAUCGCCACCAGAGAUGGACGCACCUCCCACUUCAUCCCGUCAUGCGUCCACACCGUCACCAUCACGAAAUAUACUCGCUCAAGCAUGUGUUGACUCUGCGGUACGAACAAUUGAGCUUAUAGAGCCGCUUCUAACGAGCAACCUGACACCAAAAAGGCUGCCCUUCAUCGUGAAUUCAGCAUUCGCGGCUUCGCUUAUACUUGGACUUUGUCUCUUUAGUGAUUUGGAAGGGUCUAUGCCCGUCAGGAGGAAGCGACUUGGAGAAGCGUGCAAGAUAUUGGAAAAGUUCAGUGUGCACGACCUGGUCACGAAGCGUUACUUAGGUAUCGUGGAGAAGAUGAUCGGCGCAUGCGACACGUUCCUGGAGCUGCAACAGCGGAAGAGGAUGGAGUACAAUAACGACUUGAUCUCGAGGCUCUUUGGUCGGGUUGAUGCAGAGCCG
Molecule: messenger RNA, 1731 nt
Organism: Trichoderma reesei QM6a
Lineage: Eukaryota; Fungi; Ascomycota; Sordariomycetes; Hypocreales; Hypocreaceae
Exons: 2
Biological process (GO): positive regulation of transcription from RNA polymerase II promoter by galactose; DNA-templated transcription
Cellular component (GO): nucleus
Molecular function (GO): RNA polymerase II cis-regulatory region sequence-specific DNA binding; zinc ion binding; DNA-binding transcription factor activity, RNA polymerase II-specific
Source: RefSeq, a predicted model, not a curated record